AAGAGAGAAACAGAGAGGAAUUCCCCCUGCUCAAACAGAGGCGACUGUCAGGGCGUAUCAGUCCCUCUGCCUUCCUUGAAUUUACUGAAAUAAAUAUAGCCUACCUGUAGCUGGAGGCGCUGCAAACCCCUCAUGAAUGAAGGAUGUAAGGACAGACAGAUGCAGCAAGCCUUCGGUGGCUUUUAGAUACUUAAAGGAGCAGAUAUUGUUCCCUGUCUGGAGGCAAAUUUCUUUCUCAUAGCGGAUCGUCUGGUUUAGUCUCAUCCUAUUUUUAAUAGAAGCUGAAAAUGUUUGCAGCUUUUCGUUUACUGCCGGUCCAGAGGUUGCCCUCUAACUGCGAUGUGCCAUCACUAAAAAUGAGGACUUUUAUGGAGAAAUCGGAGAACUGAUCAAACGUUAAAACAUGACAGGUCAGGUCCUUGGGGACACGGCCGGUGGGUCUCGGGUGGACGACAACGCUGGCAUUCGCAUCAACGUGGGCGGCUUCAAGAAGCGUCUCCAGUCGGACACGCUCUCCCGUUUCCCCGAGACCAGGCUGGCGCGUCUCCUCCAGUGCCAGUCCAAAGAGUCCAUCCUGGAGCUGUGCGACGACUACGACGAUGCGGAGAAGGAGUUUUACUUCGAUAGGAACCCCACUCUCUUCCCCUAUGUGCUGAAUUUCUACAACACGGGGCGGCUUCACGUCAUGGCCGAGUUAUGCAUCUUCUCCUUCAGCCAGGAGAUCGAAUACUGGGGCAUCAACGAGUUCUUCAUCGAUUCCUGCUGUAGCAGCGCCUACCACUGCAGGAAAAUGGACCAGGACAGGGGGAACUGGGAGGACAGGAGCGAUGAUGGGAGCACCACUUCCUCCUUCGAUGAUCUGUUGGAGUUUUACAACGACGCCACCAAGUUUGACAAGCAGCUGUUAGGGAGCGCACGGAGGCGCGUCUGGUUGAUGCUGGAUAACCCCGGUUACUCUGUGGCCAGUCGUAUCAUCAGCAUCCUUUCCAUCCUGGUGGUGCUGGGCUCUAUUGCCACUAUGUGUAUGAACAGCAUGAGCGAGUUCAGCGUUAUGGACAGCAAGGGCGAGCCCACGGAGGACCCGCGGUUUGAGACAGUGGAGCACUUUGGUAUCGGCUGGUUCACUCUGGAGCUGGUGGCCCGGUUCGUAGUGGCUCCAGAUCUCCUGCGCUUCUUCGAUCAUCCGCUCAACGUCAUAGACUUGGUGUCAAUACUUCCUUUUUAUCUGACGCUCCUCAUCAACCUGGUGGCGGAGAGCACCCCCGCGCUGGCGAACCUGGGGCGGGUGGCGCAAGUUCUGAGGCUCAUGCGAAUAUUUCGCAUCCUGAAGUUGGCCCGACACUCCACCGGGCUGCGCUCCCUGGGGGCCACCCUCAGAAACAGCUACAAGGAAGUAGGCCUGUUGCUUCUCUACCUGGCUGUAGGUGUGUCGUUUUUCUCCGUGAUGGCCUACACGGUGGAGAAAGAAGACAGCGAGGAUCUGUCCACGAUCCCCUCCUGUUGGUGGUGGGCCACCGUCAGCAUGACCACCGUGGGCUAUGGAGACGUGGUGCCCGUAUCUAUAGCGGGCAAAUUAACCGCCUCAGCCUGCAUCCUGGCCGGGAUCUUAGUUGUUGUGCUUCCAAUCACGCUCAUUUUCAACAAGUUUUCCCUUUUCUACAAAAGACAAAAGCAGCUCGAAAUCGCAAUGAGAAGCUGCGACUUCGACGAUGGUUUAAAAGAGGUUCCGUCCGUUAACCUCAGGAACUAUUACGCUCACAAAGUCAAAUCUCUAAUGGCCAGUUUGUCCAACAUGAGUCGGAGUUCACCCAGUGAACAGAGUCUUAAUGAAUCAUUACAGUAAAGCUCUGUGGAACUGAUUCAUUCUCAAUGAGGCUGCUGGAGGAGCUGUCCAGGGUGCUGACACCGCUGGAUGACACCGCCUCUCU
Cyprinodon variegatus (sheepshead minnow) is the source of this 1928-nucleotide messenger RNA. It is a transcript of the gene kcns2, whose product is annotated as potassium voltage-gated channel, modifier subfamily S, member 2. The transcript has 2 exons. NCBI's taxonomy places the organism in Eukaryota, Metazoa, Chordata, Actinopteri, Cyprinodontiformes, Cyprinodontidae. Gene Ontology annotation, cellular component: voltage-gated potassium channel complex; membrane. The record is from RefSeq and is a predicted model, not a curated record. Gene Ontology annotation, molecular function: voltage-gated potassium channel activity; protein binding. The coding region runs from base 404 to 1843 and encodes 479 amino acids. Gene Ontology annotation, biological process: protein homooligomerization; regulation of delayed rectifier potassium channel activity; potassium ion transmembrane transport.